Calidris pugnax (ruff) is the source of this 784-nucleotide messenger RNA. RefSeq names its product NK2 homeobox 2 (gene NKX2-2). The coding region runs from base 362 to 784 and encodes 140 amino acids. The record is from RefSeq and is a predicted model, not a curated record. NCBI's taxonomy places the organism in Eukaryota, Metazoa, Chordata, Aves, Charadriiformes, Scolopacidae. The transcript has 2 exons.
UGGAGUUACAAACUAUUUCCGAAGCCGGCUGCUGCUCCCGCUCUCUCUGAAUUCCCCCCCCCCUCUCCGUGGCAGAACAAGCGCGUAGAAACCGCCGCCGCCGAGAUCCGCCGCUGCGGCCGGGGCUCCGCUUCUUCUUUUGCACGAAACCCUUCGGUUAUUUUUCUAGAAAUCUGUAUUAUUCUCUUAUAUAUAUAUAUAUAUAUAUUUCCCCCCCCCUCCUCCACGCGUGCUGCCUCCCCCGGCUGCCGUGUGCGUGUUGCGGGGGUCGGUGCCGCCGCUCCGCGGGUGCGGAGGGUGAGACGGGCGGAUCGGCGGAGCCGCUCCUCCAACUUUCCUGCCUAAUAUUUGAACCCGGACCAUGUCUCUGACCAACACAAAGACGGGUUUUUCCGUGAAGGACAUUUUGGACCUCCCCGACACCAACGAUGAGGACGGCUCCGCCGCGGAGGGGGGAGAGGAAGAGAGCGAGGCGCCGGAGCCGCCCAAGAAAGCGGGAGUUUUGGGACAAACCCCCUUGGACACUGUUCAGACGCUGCCUUUGAAGAACCCUUUCUAUGAUAAUAGCGAUAAUCCCUACACGCGCUGGCUGGCGAGCGCCGAGGGCAUCCAAUACUCCCGUGAGUACCGCGCAACCGGGACGGCAACGGGGGCAGCGAGCGGCUCCGCGCCCGCGGGGGCUUCCCCGGGCGGCGGGGUGAGGAGAAGGUGCGCGGCCGCGCCGUACCCCAACGCGGAGAUCUCCAUCGCUCCCCGCUCUGGGACGAUUUUGGGCCGCCUCUAG